Molecule: messenger RNA, 2472 nt
Organism: Sphenostylis stenocarpa
Lineage: Eukaryota; Viridiplantae; Streptophyta; Magnoliopsida; Fabales; Fabaceae
Source: the annotation of a GenBank genome assembly
AUGGAUUGGGACCUACUAAUUAAAUUCCAUGUUUUCCACCGCAUAAUCAUCAUCCUUGAAACUUGGGUAGCUAGGUCCUUUGUCAACAUCAAGAGGCCAUGCCAGAGAGACGUUUCUGUAAUUAAGCUUGUUUGGAUUGUCUGUGCCCAUUUUGUGAAAGAAAACUGUUCAAUGGAAACUGGAUCGAGUUCGGAGUUCUUGGAUAGGGGCAAAGCUAUGAGGAGUGGCACUGGCAAGAAACACGACGUUGGUGCCGCCAAAGUUGAGCCCUUUGUCCCAAAAAGUGAUCACAAUCCUAAAGAGUUGAGGUCGUGGGCCAAGAGAACUGGGUUUGUGUCUGAUUAUUCUGGGGAAGCUGGGACUAGUGCCAGUGAGAAGUUCGAUAGUGUUGGGUUUGAUGUGAAGAGUGUUGAUGAUCAGAAAGAAGGAGGGUCCUCUCCCAAGAUAGAGAUUGAUCCGGUGCUGGGGUUGGCGAGGCCUAAUAGGGACAAUGAGAUUGAACCGGUUUUUGUGUCCAAGCAUGGAGUCCUGAGAAGUGAGAAUGAGAGAGUUUUGAAGUCAAAGGAUGAGUGGAAUGGGGGAAUGUGGAGUCAAAACCAGAAGAGGAAAAACAGGGAUGAGCCUACUUUGGCUUUGGCUGGUGAUGGUGAUAAGAAAGGUGGGUUGAGAGGGUAUGGUGAUGCUAAUGUAGUGAUGGUGAAUACGAAUCGGGAUAGUAAUAGCCAUGGAGUUUCAGCAGUUGCUCCUCUUCCAGAGCAGAAGAAGGAGGAGGAAGUAGUAGCUGAAGAUGUUAAGGUGAAUCUCUUUCCAGAGGGGGAAGAACCUGCUACUGGAGGGUGGCAGGGACCAUCUGGAUUGAACUACGGGAUCACAGAAAAUCCGGGUCUUGUACCUCUUAUCUAUUACGGCCUGCAGCACUACCUGUCAUUGAUUGGCUCGCUAGUAUUAAUCCCAUUAAUCAUGGUACCAACCAUGGGUGGAACAGAUAACGAUACUGCAAAUGUAAUUUCUACGAUGCUGUUUCUCUCCGGCGCAACAACGGUAUUACAUUCCUAUUUUGGCACCCGACUACCUUUAGUUCAAGGGAGCUCCUUUGUGUAUUUAGCACCAGCGUUGGUUAUCAUAAAUGCUGAAGAAUUUCGAAAUCUAAGGCAACAUAAAUUUAGGCACACAAUGAGGGAGCUCCAAGGAGCUAUAAUUGUUGGUUCAGUAUUCCAAUGUAUCCUGGGACUUAGUGGUUUAAUGUCUCUUCUUCUCAGGAUCAUCAACCCAAUUGUGGUGGCUCCAACUGUUGCUGCUGUAGGUUUAGCAUUCUUCAGCUAUGGCUUUCCGCAAGCUGGCACUUGCAUGGAAAUUAGCAUUCCGCAGAUAGCAUUAGUUCUAAUAUUCACACUGCAUCUUCGAAGAAUAUCUAUCUUUGGACACCACACAUUUCGAAUUUAUGCAGUUCCUUUGAGUGUUACAUUAACUUGGAUAUAUGCGUCGUUUUUAACAGCUGGGGGAGCAUACAACUACAAAGGAUGCAAUCCCAAAAUCCCAAGUUCAAACAUUCUGACUGAUGCAUGCAGAAAGCAUGCUUAUACCAUGAAACAUUGCAGGACUGAUGUAUCCAACGCGUUGUUAACUUCUGCAUGGCUCAGAAUUCCUUACCCUUUACAGUGGGGUUUCCCUAUUUUCCAUUUUAGGACUUGCAUAAUCAUGGCCAUAGUGUCGCUGGUAGCUUCUGUGGAUUCAGUUGGAACUUAUCAUUCUGCAUCUCUGCGAGUCAAUUUGAGGCCUCCAACUCCAGGAGUCGUGAGUCGAGGAAUUGCAUUGGAGGGUUUCUGUAGUAUAUUGGCUGGUCUUUGGGGUUCGGGAACUGGCUCAACCACCUUGACAGAAAACAUUCACACUAUUGACACAACAAAGGUGGCAAGUCGGAGGGUAGUGGAAUUGGGAGCAGCAUUCAUGAUUCUCUUUUCCUUUAUGGGAAAAGUGGGUGCUCUGCUUGCUUCCAUUCCUCAGGCCUUGGCUGCUUCUGUACUGUGUUUCAUUUGGGCUCUUAUAGCAGCUUUGGGCCUUUCAACCUUACAGAAUGGUCAAUGUGCAAGCUUCAGGAACAUGACAAUAGUAGGUGUUUCAUUGUUCCUUGGGUUAUCCAUCCCUGCAUAUUUUCAACAAUACAAGCCUCAAACCAGUCUGAUACUGCCCCCUUACCUCGUACCUUAUGGGGCUGCAUCUAGUGGACCAUUCCAUUCUGGCAUUAAACAACUUGAUUUUGCAAUCAAUGGUCUUAUGUCCUUAAACAUGGUGGUUACACUAUUGGUGGCAUUCAUACUGGACAACACUGUCCCAGGAAGUCAACAAGAACGAGGGGUGUAUGAAUGGUCACGACCCGAAGAUAUUGCAACUGAUCCUUCACUGGUAUCCGCAUAUUCUUUGCCAAGGAAAAUUGCUAGAUGUUUCGGUUGGGCGAAAUGUUUGGGAGUCUGA